UCACAAGCUCUCGACCUCGUCACUCUGCGGCGCAUACGUCUACUCCUGCUCUACGUUCAUCAAGGACGACAUUUGCUUCAAUUGCCAUUGGUGCAGUCUUUGUCGGCAGUCUAGUUUACAGCAUGGUAUGCAAAUAUCCCCUUCAAUUCCUUGACCAAACCCCAGCUAUCCUGAUCCUCGGCGUUCAAUUUCCCCAUGUGCUUCUCAAACGUUAACACUGCCCCGUUUCAAGACUACCCAACCCUUUCAACAUCUCGACCCGCCCACCAUCGCAGAGCGCGAUGCCACAAUGAAACGCGAGUCCGGCGUGACCGUCACAUCGCCAAUGCGUCUGCGCAUGGAGCAAUUCAUCAAGGAGCAACAAUCUGAGAUUGUGGCCGAGCUAUCACGAAUUGACGGCAAGCCCUUCAAAUUCGACACAUGGAACCGCCCCAACGGAGGCGGAGGCAUCAGCUGCGUGUUGCAGGAGGGCAACGUGUUUGAAAAAGCGGGAGUCAAUAUCUCCGUGGUAUACGGAACACUACCUCGGCCAGCGAUUGAGAAGAUGCGCGUCAACCACAAGGCGCUAGACCCAGACGUGGACAGCGUCGAGUUCUUCGCGUCGGGGCUGAGCAUGGUGCUGCAUCCGCGCAAUCCCAUGGCGCCCACGGUCCACUUGAACUACCGGUACUUUGAGACGGCAAAUGAGGACGGCGAGGCAACGGCAUGGUGGUUCGGCGGCGGCUGCGACUUGACUCCCAGCUACCUGUUCGACGAAGACGCGAUUCAUUUCCACAAGACGAUUAAAGAGGCCUGCGAUAAGCACGACAAGAGUUACUACCCGCGCUUCAAGAAGUGGUGCGACGAGUACUUUUUCAUCAAGCAUCGCGGUGAAUCCCGUGGCGUGGGCGGCAUCUUCUUCGACGAUCUCGAUGAGACUGAAAAGGAUCAGGAGAAUCUGUUUUCCUAUGUUCAGGACUGCUUGAAGGCUUUCCUCCCUUCCUAUGUUCCUAUUAUUGAGCGCCGCAAGGACAUGCCCUUUACUCCGGCCGAGAAGGAAUGGCAACAAAUAAGACGCGGAAGAUACGUCGAGUUUAACUUGAUUCAUGACCGAGGCACACAGUUUGGUCUGAAUACCCCCGGUUCCAGAGUCGAAAGUAUCCUGAUGAGUCUGCCUUUGACGGCCGAGUGGAAGUAUAUGCAUUCCCCUGAGCCGGGCACUCGCGAGGAGAGACUGUUGAAUGUCCUCAAGCAGCCUGUAGAAUGGCUCUAAAUUACUCUCCCCAUUCUCUCUCCGUUCUCCAUCCUCCGCUUCUUACUCGUCCCCAUCACGGCCCUCCUUCCGUGUAAGCACGCCUACAGUUCAGAAUUCAUUUGAGCUCUGAGUCCGUUGAGGCCAAAAAGCAGUGCACAGUAUCAGGUGCAUCGUGUACGGCAACAAUCGCUGUACAUCACCAUCUCUCUAAAAAAAAAAUAGACCUGCGUCGAAAAGUCUCACUCCCUUCACUUAUACAUUUGCCGUCGCAACUGCCUCGAAAAGAAUCGCAGCGAUAGAUCUGGCAUGUAUCAAUUUUCUUGUAAUAUCUACCUAGGUAGCUCUUGUAUAUCAUGUACUGUACAAUAGACUUCUCUUACAAGCAUAUAAUCUUUUGCAUGUCGCC
Molecule: messenger RNA, 1640 nt
Organism: Xylona heveae TC161
Lineage: Eukaryota; Fungi; Ascomycota; Xylonomycetes; Xylonales; Xylonaceae
Product: Coproporphyrinogen oxidase
Exons: 1
Coding region: 290-1252 (320 amino acids)
Cellular component (GO): mitochondrial intermembrane space; cytoplasm
Molecular function (GO): coproporphyrinogen oxidase activity
Source: RefSeq, a predicted model, not a curated record